CUCGUGCCGAAAAGAGCAACGUGAAUCAGAGCGCAAUGGAACCGCAGACGAACCAGAAAAGAACUAGCUCACGGGAUUUGCUUUCCUGCGGCAAUGGAGGAGGUCUCCACGACAAACUACUCCUGAAAUCUAAAGCAGCAAAGACUGGCGACUCCCUACAGACGACGAAAGUUCCCAGAAGUAGUGUCCUGGACAGGCUGCAGUGCUUUCUGCCACAGAUGGCACAGGCCAACGAGAAACUCACUGAGCAGCUGAAGUCUUCUCCCGCGGGGCACUUCGACAUCGAGUGUGUCAGCGAGUCAGAGAAAGUGAUUGAAAUGGAUGUGGCGCUGGUGGAGCUGGGUAACUCGGACAGUGACACAGAAGGGGAGCUGUCAGAUGACAGCAGCUCGGACUCCGAGUCAGAGGUGGAUGGCGAGGUCACGGAGGAGAACCUCAAACUUCCCGGCAGUCAGAGGAAAGGGAAACCUAGCAUCGAGGUUGUGGAAUCGACAGACGUUUAGCACUCAGCGCAGAGAGAUUUGUGACUUUAACUGCCUUCACGUUUCCCUGAGGAGUGAAAAAGUUCUGCUGGAAAUGGAAGCCACGUCCAGCUUCACAGAUGGGCUUGAGAAUAUGCUGGCUGCUUUGGGGAUCAGAUCCGCUGAACUUGCGCUACAUUUUUAAAAGGGUUCAAGCCUCAUGGCUUGGGCGUUCAGAAAUUUAGCGGUGUCCACAGUGUAUGGGGCACGGAGUGUUGAUCCGUAUAAGACAAGCUUGUGCGCAAGUGACAGCCCCCCCAGCUGCAAGCAUUUUCCCGUCGUCCUCUGUGCUGUCUUUGAUGACCUCAUAAAAACGGGAUCUCAAAGGUCAUGACCCUAUCCUCUCAUUGAGAGUGGCUACGGAAGCAUGAACUCUGAUCAGAUAAGCUUUUAUGAGCUGUGCAUUUUGGUUAAGUUCACUUAACCACUGAACCAGUUUGCUUUUGUGUACUGUCAUGAUUUUUAGAUGGGUAGAGUAACUACCUUUCACCCCGUCUCCGGAGUUUGAACAAUCUUUUUGUCCCUUGUGUGCGACGUUGCAAACCGAAUGCCAUACGCCAGAGUGCCUAUAUGAGAGGACUGUGACAGAGCAUGAAUUUUGACAAAGGGGCUGACAGGUGUGGAAUGCAUUUGGCAGAUUUUGGACACCUGAAAAGUGAUUAACACACUCUCAGCCAUGACCACCAUCAGUGACGAAACAAGCUUGUGAACAUAUUUAACAAUGCAGAAACACAGUACAUUGUCCCUCAUGCUGUGGAUAUAAAUGCUUGAAUAACUGGUGGCCACGUUUCUCACCUUAAUGAGAGCCCCUUUGGAAAUGAGGUGCAAUAAGAUGGUUUCCUCUGUCUGCACAAUCAUUGAGGUGGAUUCUGCUUCAGAGGUUAGGAAUAAGAAUAUAAUUAAUGAAAUUACAUUUGAAAUCCUGUAUCAGCCUUUAAAAAGUGUUAGUUUUGGUUUGGGAUUUCAAAAGAACUCACUGACUGGUCAAAUUUAUGAGGGGCUGAACUAUGUCAAAGCUUGGACUACCCACUCAUUUAAAAUGAACAAAAAGUGAGAGUGUCCUGUCUGUUAAAAAGGUGCUAAUCAGAUGUUGCUAAUGUUAGUGGAGUCAUAAAAAAUGUAUGCUGUUCAUUGAGGAAUGGCCAAUUCCUUUUGCAAGAAGGUGUGUCAGCCCUAUACAAGUUGUCAUGCUAUCUCCAGGAAGCUUGUAGUGUUGUAGUGCUGGAUAUCAGGGAAGAUAAAUGUAUGUUCUCUGUAUUUUUU
Megalops cyprinoides (Indo-Pacific tarpon) is the source of this 1784-nucleotide messenger RNA. It is a transcript of the gene nopchap1, whose product is annotated as chromosome 25 C12orf45 homolog. Gene Ontology annotation, biological process: box C/D snoRNP assembly. Gene Ontology annotation, molecular function: box C/D methylation guide snoRNP complex binding. Lineage: Eukaryota; Metazoa; Chordata; Actinopteri; Elopiformes; Megalopidae. Bases 36 to 503 code for a protein of 155 amino acids. The transcript has 4 exons. The record is from RefSeq and is a predicted model, not a curated record.